GAGGACAAAGGCACAAAUCGGGAGGGGGAUAUCUUUUGCGCUCGGCGAAGAGUACGUUUUAGCAGGUAGCCAAACAGGAGCCUUAUCUGCAGCGGCAGCUUCGUUUCUAAUAUCGGGGCUUUUUUCUGGUUUUCGGGGUGUAGGCGUGUGAGAAAGGGAGGGAAAAGGGUGGAGAGGGGAGGAUGGGGAAGAAGAAAGAGCUGCUAUCGAAGGCGCCAUGGCGAGGGGAAGACGACCAGGAAGCCGACAAGUUCAAAGACGCGAAGCUCAAAGUGACGAACCAACCAGGGGCCACUCCUACCAUGCACGUGCCUCGCAGACGCUCCACUCAUGCUAGUUCAGACCUUGAUGACGAUUCCCUCGAGAUCGACCCCGAGCUCCGAUACAGCUUCCAGCGCAACUUUCAGUUUCUUCAACGAGUGUUUAGCAUAGACACCUUGGUGAAGCCUCUUCCACCUGCCAUGGCAUAUAAUGUCUCCCGCAACUUGAGCUUCUUCACACGCAUUUUCACCCAAUUCUUUGAUCCUGAAGGUAUUGCAAAUGCACAAAAAUCUCUCGGACUGGGACAGGAAGAGAAAGCUCGUCGUGUUCGAUGAGGCAAAAGAGUUUAGUAAUGCAGGCAUUUCAUCGGUCUGUGUUUGAACUAUUUUCUUCACUUGGAUUCAUACAGGAAGGAACCAAACUUGCCCUCUUCCUUGAUCGGGAGGAGACAAAGACGAAAUCAAGUUCUUUUCAGAAAAAAAAAAAACGAAAUCAGAGUAGCAGAGGCUUUUUGAUCAAGGUGUAUCUAGCUUUUAUUUGUGUAUUGAUACUGUCAAAUACUGUUUUCCCUUAAGACAUUUAUUUUAAUUUCAAUGAGGUCUGUUCUUUUUGUAUAAUGGUCUGAAGAUUUUAAUUUCAACUUGCAAUGGCUUUCUAAUGGAAUAGCUCUUGGAUUUCCAAUGAAAA
Messenger RNA from Carica papaya (papaya), 948 nucleotides. RefSeq names its product zinc finger/BTB domain protein. Gene Ontology annotation, cellular component: chloroplast envelope. The record is from RefSeq and is a predicted model, not a curated record. Lineage: Eukaryota; Viridiplantae; Streptophyta; Magnoliopsida; Brassicales; Caricaceae.